AGAAAGAUCUACGCCAGAUUACGGACGUCUGGAUUACGUCCUUUUUCGAAAGUUUUCUUUUUUGGAUCUUUAUUUAGAUCUUUAAAUCCUCCAUAAUCUUAUCGUUGCGGUGGAGUACAGAAAUAUUUGAUGCCCACUGAGAAGAAGUAUCACCAGUUAUACGAGUGUUUAUAAUCCUUAUAUUUUCCAUAAGUUCCAGGCAAAGACAAGGUUUUUGGCGAUUAGAGUUGUGCAGAUCAAGUAUUUUGUCAAAAAAAGUAAUUUUUGGAUUAAAAAAAGGCAUUUUUCUCCAAAAUGCGUCACAAAGGUCGAAUUUUUGCAUGAAUUUUAGGAGUUUUUUCAUUUCUUGGGAAUUCCCAAAACAAACAAAAAGGAAGGCGAAGCCACGGCGGCCAAUUCCGUGAUUAUAACGUGACCAGAGUCACAUGCCGAACGCCGUAACUAUAUUCACGGCUUUUGUGAAAGUUCAAACCUCUCGAAGCAGUUCGUCCACUUCCCGGUUCCCUCGAUCCACAGUCUUCUUCACAAGCAGAGCAGCAAUGGAUGCCUGCGGCGUGGGGUUGAAGGCGAGUGCUUGUUUCGGCCGAGUGAAGCGGCGAAGUGUCGGGAAUGGGGAAAGCGUGAUUUGGGGCGAAGGGUUUGGAGCGGGUCCGAGAACUAAACAAUCCCCCAAAGCGCCGCAAACCGUGAAGAAGACGGGCUUACGGCUCAACGCCGGGGGGGUUGCAUUCGCCGUUCUCACUUCAGAUGUCAACCAGGAGACCAUGGUUUUCCAUGGACCGAUGUUCAGAAACCGAUCGGCUGAUCCAAAGAGUGUUGCUUCUAUAAUCUUAGGGGGUGGGACUGGCAGUCAGCUGUUUCCUCUCACUGGCACAAGAGCCACACCUGCAGUUUCGGUCGGUGGAUGCUAUAGACUUAUUGACAUCCCGAUGAGCAAUUGCAUCAACAGCAGGAUAAACAAGAUAUUCAUAAUGACACAAUUCAAUUCAGCUUCACUAAAUCGACACAUUUCUCGAACAUAUAACUUCGGGAAUGGAAUCAGCUUCGGUGAUGGAUUCGUUGAGGUUUUAGCAGCUACACAAACCCCUGAAGACAUCGGAACCGGUUGGUUUCAGGGCACGGCAGAUGCUGUCAGGCAAUUCACUUGGGUUUUUGAGGAUAACAAGAACAAGAAUAUUGAACACAUACUAAUUUUAUCCGGUGACCAACUUUACCGUAUGGAUUAUAUGGAUCUUGUUCAGAAACAUAUUGAUACUGAUGCUGACAUCACGAUCUCGUGUGUGCCUGUGGGUCAAAGCCGAGCAUCAGAUUACGGACUAGUGAGGAUGGACAAGUCCGGUCGAAUCACCCAAUUUUGUGAGAAACCCAAAGAUGCCGACCUCGAAGCUAUGAAGAAUGGUGGAACUUUUCUCCGAAUGUCUCACCAAGAUUCUCUGCGAUAUCCAUACAUUGCGUCGAUGGGAGUGUAUGUGUUUCGACGAGAUGUUCUACUAAAUCUUCUAAGGUGGAAUUAUCCAAAAUCAAAUGACUUCGGUUCAGAAAUUCUUCCUUCUGCUGUAAAGGAGCACAAUGUUCAGGGAUAUAUAUUCAAUGACUACUGGGAGGAUAUCGGUACGAUCAAAUCCUUCUUCCAUGCAAAUUUGGCAUUGACAGAACAGCCUCCGAAGUUUCAAUUUUACGAUCCUAUGACGCCUUUCUACACAUCACCGCGAUUUCUACCCCCAUCGAAAAUAGAAAAUUGCAGGAUUGUGGAUGCAAUUAUCUCACAUGGGUGCUUCUUACGCGAAUGUAGAGUCGAGCGUUCGAUAGUCGGAGUGCGUUCGCGGCUAGAUUAUGGCUCAGAGUUGAAGGAUACGAUGAUGAUGGGUGCUGAUACCUACGAAACCGAAUCCGAAAUCGCUUGUCUACUCGCAAGCGAUAGAGUCCCCAUAGGCAUUGGACGCAACACCAAGAUCAGGAACUGCAUCAUCGACAUGAAUGCGAGGAUCGGGAAGAAUGUGGUUAUUGCAAACAAAGAUGGUGUCCAAGAAGCUGAAAGGCCCUCGGAGGGCUUCUAUAUACGAUCGGGGAUCACGAUCGUGGUGAAGAAUGCUACGAUCAAAGAUGGGACAAUUAUAUAGAAGUAUUCCUUGUCACCCUCUUUCGAAAAACUACUACUACUACUACACGAAUGCAAAGAUAUACAUAUUUGUUUAUGGCUUUUGCCUACGAUAAUAAAAUGUCGAUAGAGUCUAGCGACUGACAUCCUUUAUGAUAAAUCAUAUUUGUACAA
This is a messenger RNA of Zingiber officinale, 2272 nucleotides long. Its product is annotated as glucose-1-phosphate adenylyltransferase large subunit 1-like. Gene Ontology annotation, biological process: glycogen biosynthetic process. The transcript has 16 exons. Bases 426 to 2120 code for a protein of 564 amino acids. Lineage: Eukaryota; Viridiplantae; Streptophyta; Magnoliopsida; Zingiberales; Zingiberaceae. Gene Ontology annotation, molecular function: glucose-1-phosphate adenylyltransferase activity. The record is from RefSeq and is a predicted model, not a curated record.